Molecule: messenger RNA, 2944 nt
Organism: Triticum urartu
Lineage: Eukaryota; Viridiplantae; Streptophyta; Magnoliopsida; Poales; Poaceae
Source: RefSeq, a predicted model, not a curated record
CCCCGACCCCGCUCUGCCCUCUUCCUUCUCCUCGCACCCUCGCCGGCGACUGCCUCCCCGCCCGCCCCGCCGCCCGCCACACCACGUCGUCGUAGCCAUGGAUAGAAGUGCUUAGGCGCUGUCACCUCCCCCGCAGCUGCUCCUCCCUCGUGCCCUCCUCUCCCCCGCGGCUGCUGUGCCCUGGCGACGAUGGCCUCGGCGAUGGCCGGGGCGAUGCGAGCGGCGGCGACCUCCCCUGCUUAGGCCUCGAUGGCAGUGGCGGCUACUCCAGCUCGGAGUACAGUAGCGAGGACGAAGAUUUUGCAGAGCCGGCGUUGUCGAUGGAGCAGAGGCUGGGAUUGGCGCGAAUUUGGGUGGCCAACCCUAGCACCGCCCAUCACUGGACUCAUGGCUUCGGUGGUGUUCUAUAAGUGCUCCACUGUUCCAUUCUUGCUCACUAAAAUUGGGGAUUAGUGUUAGGGUUUACUGCCUACAUGUUUAGCGCUCUAAUUGCUAGUCCUAGCUAGAGCAGAGAAGUAUAGUGGAUUACAUGAGUCCUAACUAGAGCAGAGCACCAUUAUGUGUUACCUAACUGGAGCAGAGCAAAGCAGCAUUAGUGGAUUACAUUGUUAUUUCUUAGUCCAAAUUGUCAUAGCAGCAUUAGGUGUUACCUAGCUAGAGCAGAGCAGAGCAGAGAAGCAUAGUGGAUUAAAUGAGUCCUAACUAGAGCAGAGCACCAUUAGUGGACAAUUCUGUUAACUACUUAUCUGAAAAUACAAAACAUCAGUUUGAUGUGAGUUAAGUACCAUCUCUGUAAUUAGGGUUGCAUUGAGAUAGUUGUUUACAUUGUUUGAUUUUGUAGCAAUUGUUUAGUUUAUUCAUAUUGUAAGGGUAAAUAAAAGCUUUGUUUAUAUGUUAACUUAAACAAAGCUUUGUUUAUAUGUUAACUUAAACAAAGGUUUGUUUAUAUGUUAGCCUAUCUGUUAAGUAAAAUUGUUUAUUAACCAAUUUUGUCUGUUAUUUCAUUUUGCAGUUUGUAUGAUGACAUUUUGGCUGUUAGGUUCCAUUUUGAUGCUUCAGAAAUGUUUGAGCUGAAGCUCUGCAGUUCAGAUGUAACGUACCUGAAUAUGAUUGCAGUGAUGGAAACCCAAGGAUUUAGUGAAUAUGAUCUGCUGUUUCACAUUGAGAAUCCAGAUUUAGGGGAGAAAGGAUUGGAGAUGGUAGAGAGUAAUGCUGAGUUGCAACUAGUAAAGAGGCAGGUUGAGGAGUGUAAGGUUCUAAAUUUGCUAGCGAGGGCAUGUCCACCUCCUUGCAGCCAGUUUGAGAGGUAAGAAUUAUCCAUUGUUGUGUAUGAAGAGCAUGUGUUAUAUGAUCUCAGUGAGCCACCCAUCUAUGUUGUUGAUGAAGAAGGAGUUGCCUUUGAAAGUCAGAGUAGUAGCUGCAGUGUAGCUCAUGGUACUGGUGUUUGCACACAAGAGAGCAAGAAUGUAAGAGGAAAACUGAAAGUUGUUUUGGAAAUAGAAGAAGAAGAGGGAUAUGAUGGCAGUGGUGGUUUGUGAAGGUGAAGAUGACAGUGAUGUAAACCCUUUUUAUAUGGGUGAUGCUGAUGACAUAGAGAUGGAUGAGGGAAAGAAAUAGAGAGAGUAUGAUGAAAUAGAAGAGGAAGAAACAGAUGAUGAAGAAUCUGAGGAGGAAGAAGUGGUGCAUUAUGAGGGUGACACAGAGGUUGAGGAACCUUUUCAAAUGGAUGAAGGUGAUAGUUGUUUCACAGGAUGAAGAAACUGUAAUUGCACAUGAAGAGAAGAAGAAGAAGAAGAAGAAGAAGAAGAAGAAGAAGAAGAAGAAGAAACAGAAGCUUCCAGUUAGGAAAGGGCCUACAACAAGGACACAUUCAAGUGUAGUUCAAGAGGAGGAACCUGAUUUCAAACCUUCAUCUGACGAAGAAGAGAAAGGAUUGUUGAAGGAGGCUGAUGAUGAUGGUUAUGAGCCAUUGUCAUUUAUGCUGCCAAAGAAAAGGAAGAGCAGGGCAAAGCAGAGGCCUCCUAGAAAAUGGUACAAUGAGAAAAUGGAAGCACCACAUGAGCAAUUAUGUCUAAAGAUGUGUUUCAAGGAUCAACAUCAAUUCAGAGAGGCUUUGUUGAACUUACACAUCACUCAAGGCAGAAACUUGAAAUAUCAUAGGAACUCAGAUCAAAGAAUAAUUGUACAAUGCAACCAAAAACAUUGCAACUUCUUUAUGGUGGCACCAGUUAUAAAAGGUGAAACUACUUUUGUAAUUAAGAAGAUGAGAAUUAAGCGCACUUGCCCUAUUAGUACAAAGACAACAAGGGUAAGUGCCAAGUGGCUUGCACAGAAGUAUGAGUCAUUGUUCAGAUCUGAUCUAACAACUGUCAUUCAGACUUUGAUUGAUGCCUGCAUGGAGAAGUAUGGUGUGGAUGUGCCCAAGUCAAUGGCAUAUAGGGCAAAGAACCUAGCUAUUGAUGUUGUGCUAGGAGACCACAAGAAGCAAUACCCUAGGUUGAAAGACUAUGCUCACACGGUGAUGGAUACAAACCCUGGGAGUAGAGUAGUAGUCACUACUGUAACUCCAACAUCCACUGAAAAAAAUCCCCCAUCCAGGUCCAAGAUUCCAUGCUAUGUUCUAUUGCAUCAAUGGAGCAAGGGAGGGGUUUCUCUCAAGGGGAGCAGACCAUUCAUUGGUGUUGAUGGGUGCUUCAUUAAGUUAACUACUGGUGCUCAAUUACUUGCUGCCACUGGUAGAGAUGGCAACAACAACAUAUACCCACUAGCAUUUGGUAUUGUUGGGCAAGAGGACACACCUAACUGGUGUUGGUCUCUACACCAACUUAAAAUCUGCCUAGGAGGAGAAGAGCGACAGUUUGGUCCAUAUACAAUAAUGUCAGCUAGACAAAAGGUAUGUGCUUUUAUCUUAUGUCCUUGUUUCUAUAUGGUUGUUUUGUGCUAG